AUGAGUGCAACAAUGGUUCAUGUUGCACGACUACCAAUAAAAUCUGCUGAAGAUAUUAAUAUGAAAGAUGGUGAAUCAAACCAAAUCCGUAUCGUUUGGAGUGAAAGUGUCUGGCUCGAUGUGGACAAAGUAACAACAGCUUACCUUCCAUCACUUACAGGGCAUGCGAGUUUUGGGGUUCCUUUUGAUAGAAGAAUUAGAAUGGCUAUGCAGUUAAAGAAUGAAGAUGAGGAGAUAUUUCAUCCUCUUCUACGAAGCAUGAAUUCUACAGAGAAUGAACUAAAGGAGUGA
This is a messenger RNA of Sphenostylis stenocarpa, 291 nucleotides long. The record is from the annotation of a GenBank genome assembly. NCBI's taxonomy places the organism in Eukaryota, Viridiplantae, Streptophyta, Magnoliopsida, Fabales, Fabaceae.